Messenger RNA from Suncus etruscus (white-toothed pygmy shrew), 939 nucleotides. It is a transcript of the gene TNFRSF13B, whose product is annotated as TNF receptor superfamily member 13B. The record is from RefSeq and is a predicted model, not a curated record. Gene Ontology annotation, cellular component: plasma membrane. The coding region runs from base 1 to 939 and encodes 312 amino acids. NCBI's taxonomy places the organism in Eukaryota, Metazoa, Chordata, Mammalia, Eulipotyphla, Soricidae. The transcript has 6 exons.
AUGGCAGGAGUGGAGAGCUGUGCACCCAGAAAUGACCACCUCUUUGGCGAGGUGCAGCACGAGUGCUUGGGCAGGCAGCCUGUGUACCCUGAGGAGUCGCCCCAGGCUCACUGGCAUCUGGACACCAUGAUGAUGGAGAAAAAGAAGAUGGAGAACACAGCCAUUCCACAGGACCUGAAAACCAGGAUAGCCAUGGAACCAUGCCUGGAAGAGCAGUACUGGGACACGCUGUUGACAAAGUGUGUCCCUUGCAAGUCUUUCUGCAGCCAUCAGAUUCCACGCACCUGUGCAGACUUCUGCAAUUCCCUCAGUUGCCAAAAGGAGCAAGGCCAGUACUACGACCAGCUGCUGAAGAACUGUGUCAGCUGCGCCUCCAUCUGUGGCCGCCACCCCACGCAGUGCACCGACUUCUGUGGCAAAUUCAGGAAUACUGAGAACUUUCCUCUCGAGGUCAGGAGGCAGUGGACUGAAGAGGCUGGGGUCAGGUCCAGAAACCUGGGACGAAACCAGGGACCAGAGCACAGAGGCUCAGAGACAGGUCAAGCACCCCCAGGGCUGAAGCUCAGUGCAGAGGAUCUGGUCCUGGUCUACAGUAUCCUGGGGCUCUGCCUCUGCGCCAUCGUUUGCUGCUUCCUGCUAGCCUUGGCCUGUUUCCUCAAGAGGAGAAGAGCCCAGUUCACUUGCCCAUCACAGCCAGAGCCUUGCCAGAUAGGGGCCACAACCUCCAAUGAUCACUGGAUGGAAGCCGGGAGCGCUGCGGGGCCGCCAGUGCCGGUGGAGACGUGCGGAUUCUGCUUCUCCGAGCGCAGGGCCCCCACCCAGGAGAGCGCCGGGGCGCCCAGCACCCUCGGCCUGGAGCGCGCGGUGUCCUGCACCCUCUCCGGGAACGGCGGCCUCCAAGGGGGGCGCGCAGAAGGGCAGGACGGGCGCCCCGCGUGA